CGGAUACUUUUUACAAGUAGGUUCAAAUUUUUUUGGAGCCUAUUGAAAAAUAAUCAAACAUAAGCUUUUUGAUCAAUUUUCAGUCUUAAAUUUGAAAUGCGCAGAAUAAAUAACAAUUAAAUACAAAAACACGCUCACAGAAUUUUCAUAUUCGUUAUCAGUCUGGCUUAUAGCAGUUUAUAUAUCGCAGUUGAAUUUCUCCGUCGAUUUAGUUUGCAAUUUAAAGGAGAAGUAACAAGUAUUUGUCAAAAUGUUGUCUAGAGAACUAAGUCCACUAAUGUUUCUUCUGGUCCUUACCGGGAUGAGCAACGCCCAAUUUGAUGGCUGUAAUUAUGAGCAAACACUAAACCCAGGACAAACUUAUUACAUAUAUAACCCAAAUUAUCCGAAUGAUGAAAGUGCACCCAUGAAUUCUUGCCGGUGGAUCGUUAACAGUGAUCGGCUGAUCAAAAUGAAUUGUUCUAUUUCGUUGCCUGAGUCUCCCUAUUGCAAGUCCGAUGCUUUUAUUCUUCAAACAUCUGCAACAAAUCAGGGUGAACGCUACUGUGGCACAGGUCCCAUCGAUGUUCAUGCUGAGGAUGGUAAUAGGAUAAUUGUCUCAUCGCAUUUGUCUGCCGGACGAUUCCUUUGUGAGGUCAGAUCUGAUAGUGACAAUAAUAACGAGUGCAGCUGUGGUUGGAAAAAUCCGACGAGAAUCGUUGGAGGGGUAUCCACUGGUGUUAACGAGUAUCCGAUGAUGGCAGGACUUAUUGAUGUGAUAAACCAAAAUGUAUUCUGCGGAUCUACUAUCAUAAAUACCCAGCAAGUGUUAACAGCUGCAAAUUGUGUCAAUGGAAGAAGUUCCAACACCGUGGGUGUUAUGAUCGGUGAUCACGAUAUUUCCAAAACGACUGACACCAACGCAACAAAGUUAUACAAAGUAGCCAGUAUCAUCAUACAUCCGGAAUUCUCUACCGAUUUUCUGGAUUAUGACAUCGCGGUGAUCACUAUCGAUGGUACAAUGAUAUACAGCCAUCAAGUGGGACCUGCUUGUCUUCCUUUUCAACAUUCUUUGGACAGUUUUGGAGGAAACUACGUCGACUUACUUGGUUGGGGAUUGACCGAGUUCGGCGGACGACAAUCUCCUGUCUUGCAAGACGCGAGGGUUAGUGUCAUCACAAAUAAAAUUUGCAUGGAAACGUAUAGCGAAAUCGGAUCAAGGCAGCUCUGUACUCUCACGGAUGGAAAAGACAGCUGUGAAUUUGACAGCGGUGGUCCCGUUUUGUGGGAAAAUCCUACCACGAAAAAUAUUGUUCUCGUUGCGAUAAUCGGCUACAGCCGUUUGUGCGCUGAUGAAAAACCUUCUGUUAACUCUAGAGUUGGAGCUUACAUAGAUUGGAUAAGAACACAAGCUCCACAAGGUUACCAAUACUGUGAAAACGAAUAAUGACAUAAUUUAUUGAUUAUGCUGUAAAAUUGAAUCAUUUAUUUAUUUGUUUAAAUUAUUUUAUUUAAAAUAAAAAAAUGGGAGAGUCCAUUUAACUGGUCUUUGCUCAAAGAAUUAAUAGUGGCAUGUACAAAAAAAACGUGAUAGCUCAAGCAGAAAAUUAUUAUGGAGUUUUUUUUGUCAAUUUUUUCGUUUUAAACGAUUAUUAAUAACGGAACGAUAACUAUAAAUUACUUGUUUGCUAAUGCCAAGUUUGACUGGAGUAAAAUCGAGUUUUCAACUUACAACGGCUCGACGACAAUUGUAACAAUUGUCGGGACAAUAAUAGAACUUGAAAUAAUGAAAAAUCGCACAGAUGUUAAUGAUUUUACAAAAAUAUUAGUAGGAUGCUUGUCAGAUUUCGCCGCAACUGUGACGUUCUCCUUCAUCUGGAAACCUUGGCAUAUUUAAUUGGGUUCCAUUUUAGGAAUUUUAACUGGCAUUAUUGUACCUAUCAGCAGAUCAGCUAUUUCUAAAUCUGUCCUUUCAGAUGACCUAGGUAAAGUGUUCUCUGUGGUGACGUUUAUAGAAACAAUACUACCAUUAGGAAGUGCUCCAUUGUAUACUUUGGUUUACUCUUCAUACAUAGCAGAUUAUCCUACCCCCAGUAUUCCUCUUAUCGACAACUAUGUACUUUUUUAUGGUAGUUAUUGCUGGAGUUAUGAAUUCAAGAUUCGUUCGGUAUCAUAAUAGUUAACAGUGAGAUUUUUUUAAUUAGUAAAUUGAACUUAUUUAUUUCAUAAAAAUAGUCAUUCUUGAGAUAGUUGUUGUGGUUAAGGCAUACCAUCAGAAAAUUCUCAAUUUUUGUAUACUUAUUAAGGACAUGAUGAUACAAUUACCCUAAAAAUUUGAAGUUGAUUGACCACCUAUAACCCGAGAUGAAUUUAAUUAAAAGUUGGAUAUUUAACAUUGAUUGGAUAUGCUCUCUGCAGUUCUGUACCAGUUUCUUAGUUAUAAAAAUAAAAAUAAAAAAAAACUAACUGAAAAAAUAUAUAUCUAUAUACGGAGUCGGACAGAAACAAUAUUGUAUGGGUUGCGUCUCCACGGGUACAGUUUUACGUAAAAAUUAUGGAUUACUUAGCUACAAGCUCAUAUACUUUUGCAGCGCGUAAAAUCUCUAAUUUUUUGACAAUAUUGUACCAUGACAACUACCUUAAACAGAGUAAAAAUUAUUUAUUAAUUUAUUAUGCAUAAUAAUUUUUUUAUUGUUGUUAACAUUUAAGCUUAUUUUUUGUAAGACCUGAGAAGUAUUUCUUAGUGACAAUAAUUUAUAUUACUAAAAUCAAAC
Cotesia congregata is the source of this 2753-nucleotide messenger RNA. The record is from the annotation of a GenBank genome assembly. NCBI's taxonomy places the organism in Eukaryota, Metazoa, Arthropoda, Insecta, Hymenoptera, Braconidae.